Sinocyclocheilus grahami is the source of this 8177-nucleotide messenger RNA. RefSeq lists its product as uncharacterized. The transcript has 4 exons. Gene Ontology annotation, cellular component: axoneme. Lineage: Eukaryota; Metazoa; Chordata; Actinopteri; Cypriniformes; Cyprinidae. The coding region runs from base 273 to 7880 and encodes 2535 amino acids. Gene Ontology annotation, biological process: photoreceptor cell development; axoneme assembly; retina development in camera-type eye. The record is from RefSeq and is a predicted model, not a curated record.
AAUGGAAUGAAUGAGUGUGGAUAGACAAUAUGCAGCUGUGGCACAUCCGUGGCUCAUCGUCGUGGGUGGAAAGUGACACUCCUCCCAGGAGGCAACGCCAUGAUUUCAAACGCUGUGUCUGUUUCGUCCGGAGGAAGGAGCGCUGCUUAUUGUGAGAAAACCUGUUGGAUUCUCUUACUGGAUUACAUCAGAAAUAUUGUCAAAGUUUGGAGGAUUUGGCAGCCGAGCAGAAUGAAUCUGUGCCUGCAGGCUUGAAUUGAUGUGGAGGAAAGAUGCAGAGGACGACCCAAGGCUCCUUUGAUGCCAAUACCCAUUUUCAGAAUGAACCUCAUCAGUUUCCUCAUCCUCCAGCGUCGUCCUUUGGCUCCAGCGUGACUGCGGCCAGCCCAGCCAAGAGAAUUAACUUCUACAAGAGUGGCGACGUUCAGUUCAAAGGUGUCAAGAUGGCCAUCCAUAAGCGCAGUUUCAGAUGCUUUGAUGCCUUAUUGGAUGACCUUUCCCAAAAGGUUCCUCUACCUUUUGGUGUGCGUACCAUCACGACCCCCAGGGGGACCCACAGCAUUAAACAUUUAGAGCAGUUAGAGGACGGACGCUGUUACCUGUGCUCUGACCGCCGCUACGUUAAGCCAAUCAACAUGGAAGCUGCGGGGAAGAGGCCGGCGGUCUGGCACCAUCACAGUCACCCGCAUAACCCUCGCCGCAAGCCCUCCCGACCUGAGGAGCCCCCCUCAGGACAUCAGCACCACCAUCGGCACCCCAAAAGGAUUGUUCUGGUAAAAAACAAUGACCCUACUGUUAGGCGAUCCAUCAUUCUGAGCAGACGAACCGCUCGGAGUCUUCGCGUCUUCAUGGACGAGAUUUCAGAACUCAUGCAGUGUCAUGUCAAGAAACUCUACACUCUGGAGGGACGUAAGAUUGACAAUAUUCAGAGUCUGAUGCAGUGUCCUAGUGUGCUGGUCUGUGUGGGUCGAGAGCCCUUCAGGCCGCUGCUCAUGGAAAGCUUGAAGAAGCUCUCAGACGAAAAGCUUCCAGGAAUGGGCACAAGGUCUCACUCCAGUGUCUGCAGUGAAGGCCAUGAAAGCAAAAAGAAUGUUAACUUUGGCCUGGAGACAAAGAAAAGCAUUAUCCAUCCACGAUCAGACUCCAGUAAUAGAUCUACAAGAUUCUCUCUUUCUUCAGAAAAGUCCUAUCAAAAUGGAAUAUGCAUGACACCAGGACAGUCCGGUUGCAUCAGCAACUGUCCUUAUGUUAAAGAAGUUAUAGUGAACGAUGACAUUGAGAAAAGAGUGCUUGUUAACAAAGACGGCAGCGUUUCUGUGGAGAUGAAGGUUCGCUUUCGGCUGUACAACGAUGAGACUCUUCAGUGGUCCACCGAGAUCAAGAAGUCAUCAGUGAAAGUGAACGACUCUGGCUCUGUAAAAGAUGCAGAUUAUCUUCAAUCUCAAGCUGAGUUUUCAGACCCAGACUCCAUAUCUGCAUCAGAGACUGAUGAAGCCUUUGCAACAAAGCUACAUCAGAAGCAUAUCGAGGAAACACUUUGUCAGAACUGUUGCAAUCACUGCCAAGAGUACGACAUCUGGAAAAACCCCAUGCACAAAGAAACGGGGGCCUGUAAAUCAUCUAGUUCCAGUGCAUCGUCUCACAAAGUUGUACACAAAAAGUCAUCGGUGGAUAGUACACGCACAAUUUCUUGUUCCAGCAGUGAGUACACUGAGCAUGUGGUGGAAAAGGCCGUGUGCGUUCAGCAGACAAUGGAGGAAGGCGAAACUAGAGUAGAAUACUGUGCAAUAAGUUGUUGCUGCAAUCGAGGUGAAGUAUCAUCUGUUGGCGUCAUGUCAAAGAGCAAGAGAUCUUGUGAGGACGACUGUGAGAGUCACGCUAAAGCUAAAUAUUCUCAUAUGGAACCUAAAAUCUCUCCUACUCCACAUUGUGAGGUCAUUAAGGUAAUGGAAGAGCGUCCGGUGUCUGCAGUCAGCAACUCAUCCAAAGUGCUUGAGUCUUUGAGGGAAGAUCAGGAUGAUGAUUAUGAUGAUCUGCCUCCAAGCAUCUCAAGAGCAUCACACUGGUCUCAAAGUGACCAUCUUGAGAGUGAUGCUCAACCCAAAUGUGUUCAUUGUUGUGUCUACCAGUCUUCACCAACAUCUUAUUUGUCCCCCAGACCUCCAAGUAAAGAAUCAAGCAGUGCUGUUCACUCACUUAAGCUCAAAAAGUAUAAAACCACUUUUGCAGCACCAGCAGAGCCAGAUGGGAUGAGUAUGACAUCUCCGAUUUCAAAAGUGUCCUCCAGAUCACAUCCUUGUCAGUGUGGAACCAUAACCCCAAGUUCAGUUGCAUCUGGUAGGCAGCACGGGCCUAAGGGAGGGGCUUGUAAUACAAAUUCCAGACAUAGCCAAGCGCCUUGUAAAUCUAGAGGUCAAGCAAACACCCCUGGAUCCAAUGCAUCCGAUGCUCUGAAGAUAUGUGACAAAGAUGCUGCAAACAGAUCUUUAAGUGCCACAUCAGGUGUGUCGAAACGAUCUGGCGAGUCUGGUGUAUGUUCAUGCUGUGGUGAGCAUAAAAGAUUUAAUGGGAAUCCAGAGGGGAGCGAAGCAGAGAAAGCUGAUUCCAUAGUGUUAAAGUCAAACAAAUCUGCUGUAUCCACUUCAAAUGCUCAUGAAAACUGUGAACCAGUUAAUAAUAUGUCAGAAGGGGAAGCCACUCGGGAACACUCUGAGUCUGCACUGUCUAAAAAUUCAAAUGCCUCUUCUACUUCAAAAAUCUCAAAAAAAUCCAACUGCUCUGCACAUGAAAUGUGUUCUGUUGGGAAAUCAUCAAAAUCUGAACAUAAUGAAGCAGAAAGUGUUGAAGAAAGAACCAAAAGUGCCACACCAGUAAGGUCAGUCGGGUCAGACUGCAUUGCUUCAGAGAGGGAGCCCACACCAGCCUUGGAAAUGGAUAAAGCUGAAGAAAAAAGCCAAGAAAGAGUUGUCAGCCCAAUGUCAGCCCGUUCAAAUUUAUCAGCUGCAUCGAGGACAUCCCACAAAUCAAAGUCUCAACAUUCAGAGAAUGCUAACAUGCCUAGAUCUUGUAGUCCAAAUGAUUUAGAAGUGCCAUCAAACUUAUUUAAUUCUCAGGGUGAUAUAUCAGAAAGUGCUGCUACUCAGAGUCAUACUACGACAGAUAAUCAUUGUGGACAAGACACAGAGUUUCCUCAAGAAGUGAGAUCAGCUAGUGCCAUGUCUAAUAAAUCAAACCGAACUUCUGAACAUCCGUCACAUGCAUCAGAGCAAACAACUAAGUCUGUCAAAUCUUGUUGCGACUUGCAAGAAAAGGCCACUCAAAAUGCCAGCAGUCCUGAUGUUCAGUGUGAGCCGGAAACUGAGGUAAUCACUGAAGGAAGACUAUGCAGUCCACUGUCCAACUGCUCCAAAAUAUCUGUGAAGUCACAUGCAUCCUCAAAGAAUUCACACGCAGAGUCUAAAUCUAAGGAAAGAGUACCUAUUGCAAUGUCUGUUAAAACAAACACAUCUAAAGGAUCUUGUAGGUGCCACAAAUCAAACCACAAUGUUCCAGAAACCACAGUUUCCUCAGAACCAAUUGAUACAACACCUAAUGAAUGUGCAACUCCAGAAAAUGAGUCAAACAGAGCCACCAGCGCAAUGUCUCAGACCUCAGAAAAGUCUAAUGCCUGCUUUGAAAGAUCUGUCAAAUCCACUGCACAGAGCAUUGUAUCUCAGGAAGUGGAGAAUGGCAAAGACAUGACACAGAAUUCCUUAACUGUGACCUCUCCAUUGCCUAGGUCAAAGAGGUCCCCAUCUCCUAGGUCAAAGAGGUCUCCAUCUCCUAGGUCAACCCACAACACUGAAAUUAAGAAAACUGAGAGCAGAGCUCCAAGUGGGAUGUCAGUAAGCUCUAAUGUAUCCUCACAAUCCCAAAAAUCCAGUAAAUGUCAUUGUCUCAACUCCUCAAGUGGUCAUUUGAGAGAACAAAAGACUACGAUGCUAAAAGAGGAUACCAAAGAUGAAUCUGAGAGCUUGUCAGGAAAAUCAAAACUGUCAGCUAAAUCUUUUAUAGAUAACAUUAAGUCUGCAGGCAACCAGUUUGAUGAACCUCUAAGUCCUACAUCAACAGCAUCCGUUUCUCUUGGACUAGGAGAAGAGCACAAUGGUGAUGACUUUGAUGAACGAUCAACCAGUGGCAUGUCAGUUACCACAGAGAAAGCUGGACACCAGUUAGAGAAUGUAAAUGGAGUGGAUGCAGAGGAAAGGCCAAGGACAGAAACGUCUAUGAACUCUGCAAUUUCAGACAAAUCCAAAAAGUCCCAUAACAAGAACUGUAAGACUUCUGUUCAAGCUCUCUCACCUGUCUCAGCUGAAAGCAUCAUGUCAGCAGAACUCAAGAAAAGCAAGUCGGGAAGCCAGUUAAAUGAAAACAAUAUCAGAGUGCCCUCCACUUUGUCACUGUCAUCUUCACGAAGUAAGUCACCCUCGAGAGUUUCACAGGGAAGUGCUAAAAAUACAGCUAGGAAAGACAGAGAUUGUGAAGCUGUCAACAACACCAACCAUGCAGAAAUGAAUGAAACAUCUUCAAAACAUGACCAAAGUGAAAGAACCUCUGAAAAAUCUAUGCCAGAAAGUGACCAUUUAAACUCUUCAAAAACAUCUGAGCAUUCUGUGAAGUUCAAAAAUGGGCACAGUACUAAAGAGAGUGAGAGAUCUAAAUGUAAAAGAUCUAAAUGUUCUUCCCAGUGUUUGGAAAUAAAUGGACUGAAUAUAAAAUAUAAUGGAGACAGUGAUGGUGCCUUGUCAUCCGCAUCAGACAGAAGAUCUAUGAAAAAUUAUGCAUCCAGGCCAAAUUCAGCAGGGAUGUCUGAUAUUUCCCAAAAUUGUGUAAGUCUAGCACAAGAGAUCCCAAACAAGAAUAAAGCAUCAUUCAAGCAUCCUGGUUCCUCAAGUGACAGUGUUUUAUCUCGGGCACUUUCAGCGGCAGAUCUGUUAAAAGAGAUUGUCGGCAAUGCAAGACCAGUCAGCAGAGGAUCAAAGUCAGUUGCCUCCAAAAAUAUCGACAAGGUAGAAAAUAAAAGCCAGAAAAGCAGCAGGAGCAAACACAGCAAAAUCAGCAUCUCAUCGGAGUGCAACAACAAGGAGCUGAUGCCAUCAUACUUACCGAACGCUUCCCCUACAGAAGUUGUGAAUGACUGGCUUAGGAACAUUCCCAUUGAUGGCCAUGUUUAUGAAAUGAAUGUCGAACUCACUGAAGAUAUGACCUUGACUCAAGGUGGCGAGGACACUUCUCAAAGAGACAAAGUUGAGGCACCAGAAAGCAUAAUAGAGGUUGAGAAACCUCACGAUGAUCAAGCAGGUGAGAAUCCUAUUCAGCAGGAGACCAAUGACAUUUGUGUUGAGGGAGAGUUGUGCGACGAAAGAGCACAAUUGGAAGUAAGUACUAUAGAUCCCAACCCCAAAGCAAUAAUUAAACAAGACAGUUUGCAAAAGCAACAUCAUUCUUCGGUUCAGGUCAUGAAGGUUUUACUGGGUCCAAAACUAGACAGAUCCAAUAGUUUACCUGAGGUCUCCCCUGUAUAUGGCAGAAAAUUAAGCCAGUCUGCUCAAGGGCUGUUGGACUGCCUUGCGAACUUACGAUUGAUUGACUCAGACUCUAAAAAUGAAAAGCAUCAUAAAUAUAAUGAAGUUAUGAUGCUCCUACAGUCACUCUGGCUCCAAAAGCCCUCUGAGGAUGAGCAGAAAAGCCAGAACGCAAAUGAACACCCCUCCGCUGAAGAUGAAUUUAACCCACGGUCUUCAUCUGGGGUUGAUGUUAGCAGCGGCUCCACCGGCUCCGUUAAAGAUAGCAUGAAUGGCAUAUUAGAAAAAAUAGAGACUGUACAAGGCAUAAUACCACCAAAUGCCAAACGAGAGGGCUCACUGCAAGAUAAAGAUGAAGAAGAUCAGGUCAAUUCUACAGCUCAAGCAUGCGAAUGUUUAGAUCCAUCCAAAGUCCCCUCAGAUCCAGUAACUCCAGAAACUGCAGAGCAAGUCCUGGGGAGUCCAGUAAAUACACAACUGGAUGAUGACCAAGUAAAUGGUGCAGUGCAAGAAGACUAUGUUGAAAGCAGUGAGAAUAAGAAUGAAUCAGAUCAAACGCCACUAACAACCUCUUACAAGAGCUCUGGGAAUGAGAGUAAUACUAUGAAAUCUCAAGAAAAUACAAGCUCAGGAACUCCAACGUCUGUUCAGAGAGCUCCGCUUACUAAAAGGGUUUCACAAGACCCAGAUCCCGUUUGGGUGCUGAGCUUAUUAAACAAGCUAGAAAAGCAGUUCAUGUUACAUUACGCAGAUGCCAUGGCAGAGUUCAAAGUGAGGUGGGAUUUGGAUGACAAUGAGAUGCUCGAUAAGAUGAUAACUGAGCUGAAAGAGGAAGUACACAAAAGGAUCCAAUCGAGUAUUAACCGAGAACUGAAAAAAAUCCAAAGUCGGGCUGGCAGGGGUCCGAGACCUCCGGGAAAUACUCCAUCGAGAGAGUCUACGGUCCACACUGAGCAGCGACGCAAGCGUCUUCGGGUCAUGCGCAAUAAGUCCAUCUUGUCAAGGAGUGACGAAAAUUACACUGCGUCAGGAACCGAAUGCAGCGAUCAGCGCAGUGACGAUGAGUACUGCCCAUGUGAUGCAUGCAUGAAAAAGAAGAUGACGUCCAGAACGGCCCAACGAGCUCAGGCUUUGAGUUUGGCUCCAGUUAUGAUGGAAUUUGAUCUGCGGAAAAUUUUGCAAAUGAAAAAGGAUCCAGCCCAACCUACAGAACCAAAAACAGAAGAACAACACUCUACCAACUUGACUUGUGCAGUUGAGAAAGAAGAGAACAACUUAGAAGUGGUUCAUGAAGAGGUAGAGGAAGCAAAUGACAAUACUAAAGACCAUAAAUUUGAGUCGGCAGAUCAAGAACCAGACGGUGUUGUCAAUACAGUAGAUGAAGGCAAAGAUGUAGACUCUGGAAAUUCUGAGACAAGAGAUCCAAAUGAAGAGGAAGCAAAUGACAAAAGAGAUUCUGGUGAAGAACGGGUGGAAAAUGAAGAAGGUGAGGAUGUAAAAGAAGAAAUGGUGGCAAAUGGCAAGACAGAUGCUGAGGAGGAAGAGAAAGUAGAGAUUGUUGAGGAUGAGACUGAAAAAGAUACAGAAGAGGACUGUGAGGAGAAAGACAGUCCCAAGGGAGAUGCAGCAAGUGCAAAAAAUAGUGAUACGGCUGUGGAGGUGGAAAAAGAGGAUGAGAUGAAAGAAACUGGUGAGGAAAUUGAAUUGGAUGACAGGGACGCAGAAACUGAGACUGGGAAAGAGAGUACAGAAGACAAGUCUGCAGAAGAUGGAGGUGAAUCUAAUUCAAAUAAAGACGAUACACCUAUUGAAGGUGAAACGUCAGAUGAAACUCCAAAUGACGAGUCCACCAGUGAGAAGAAUGCUGAUGGGAACCAGGAUGGAGCUGCAAAGAAUGAUGCCAAUGAAGGUGGGACAUCAGACACAGGACAGGACGAGGACUGGCCUGAAGAAAACUCCAAGGAGGUCAUGAAAUAUCAUGAAAUGAACAAAUGUAGCUCUGUUGAGGAAGAAAAAUCUGAUGAAGCUGUUGUUGAGAACUGGGAGAGCACACUAGCGAAACAGGUUACGAGAACGUCAGUGGAGUCUCAACCAGGAUCCGUGGAGAACUGCAUGAAUCAGACAGCUAAACUGAAAGAUCUUCAGAGUUUCAUGGAGAGUGUUGAAAGUCAAGGAGAUAGCAUGGUUGUAAUUACUAAACAACCAGUGUACAAAGAGCCACAUGGAAACAAAAAGGACAUGUGCAAUGGCUUGACUGAAUGGCAGGUGUCUCCUAAAAUAAGCAACAGGGCCAGUAAACAAAAGAAAGGACACUGAUGUUAUGGUGAGCAAUGAAGAAUUAUAAUCAUUUGAUAUUCCCUCAUAUAAAGCACUUUAUUACUAAUGUUACUUUAGAUGGGACUUGGAUAAUGAGGAUGUGAGAUGAUUAAUCUCACUUCAAAGACAUCUAAAGAGCUAAAUAGAAACUUUUAAGAUAUUUCAAAACUGUAUAUUGUACGAUUCUGUAUAUUUCCAUGUAGUCAAAGUAUUGUUUUAUUGAGUCUGUUUAAAAGGGUCCUAUUAUGCUUUUUCACUUUUUCACGUUUAGUUAGUCUGUAAUGUUGCUGUUUGAGC